Molecule: messenger RNA, 725 nt
Organism: Closterium sp. NIES-67
Lineage: Eukaryota; Viridiplantae; Streptophyta; Zygnematophyceae; Desmidiales; Closteriaceae
Source: the annotation of a GenBank genome assembly
UGCAACUACGAGGGUAACCUCCGCGACGACCCGCUUUUCAACAACGGAAUGACCGCCAUGAUCCCUCAUAGCAGGUACGAGAACGGCAAGGGCUGCGGCACGUGCUACGAAGUCGAGUGCCUCAACCACGCGAGCUGCCGCAGCAGCGUCGUGACGGUCCGAGCGGUGGGAUUCAAGGCGAGGACUUCCUGCUCUCCGACACCGCGUGGGACGAGAUCUCCAACGACCGGUCCGCGGGCCGCGUGGAGAUUAGGUACCGCGGCGUGGACUGCCCUAACAACGGCGGGAUCGCGGUUAAGAUCAUGCCCGGGAGCAACCCGUACUGGUUCGCGAUCCAGGUCUUAGGAGCGGCCGGCGCGGGCGGCGUGGAUCUGCUGGAAUUAUCGACGGACGGCGAGAAUUGGACGAGCAUGAGCCAGCUGGGGAAUAGCGCCACGUGGACCCUCAAUCCCGCGAAGGAUGUCGUCGACGUGGGCGUGGCGGUGAAUCUGCGCGUGACGCUGGUGGGAGGCGCGCAGCAGCCGCUGGUGUGGACCGAUGCGAUUCCCGUCGGGUGGAGCGCGGGAACGACCUACCAUGCGGACGGCAACUUCUAGACGUCUCGUCAGCAAGGUCCAACGAGGCGUGCUCAUUGGUAGUCGUGGCUCUCCCGUGCACCGCAGAUGCGGAUUCAGCACUGCGGCGGCGACGGGUAUCAGACUCCGAAAUAAAUGCGAUGAUGGUGC